UUUGGAGAGGCAUCCCAACUCCAGCUAUUACACAUGAACUUCAUUUUCAGGUGGAGCGAAAAGCAUCGGGAGUCGACUUCAAAAUGAAGACACUGGUAAUAGAUGGUAUCAAAGUACGGAUACAGAUAUGGGACACUGCAGGCCAAGAAAGAUACCAGACCAUCACUAAGCAGUACUACAGACGAGCACAGGGAAUCUUCCUGGUGUAUGAUAUCACAAGUGAGCGAUCCUUCCAACACAUCAUGAAGUGGGCCAGUGAUGUGGAUGAGUACGCUCCUGAGAAGGUCCGGAAGAUCCUUGUAGGGAACAAGUCCGAUGAUGUGGACAAGAGGCAGGUGGCCACAGCGCAAGGUAUCAAGCUGGCCAAGGCUUAUGGAAUGGACUUCUUUGAGACAAGUGCCUUCACCAACCAAAACAUAGCAGAGACUUUUACACGAUUGGCUGAACAAGUGCUGGCAGCCAAUAAAAAGGACCUGGAUCUUCUCCGAAUGUCCAAUAAUGACGAGAUUAAUCUUGCUGCUCUGGAGGAAGAGGAAGGACUCUGUGACGGUGCGGCAGGCGACCAAGGCAAAGGCUGCUGGUGUUAAAGAAACCAUUUAAAUGAGAUAGUCUGUUAUCACCAGAAACUUUGCACACUCUGGGCAACAUGUUUCUCCGUUUGUCCUUAGUUGAAACAAAGAGGAACACUAAGCUGCAAUUUUGAAACCAGCUAUGUUCCUCUGAUUCACGUGAGCAAUGCCAAAAAUGCUAACGAGCCAUUUGAGAGCAGUUUCAUGGACAAAGGUGGAAACAUUUUGCCACACAGUGCCAAGUGUGUGGUGGAUUAACCAACUGAAGGUCCAAAUGUCAAGGUUUGACUCAGUGGGACAGAAUCUUCAUUGUCUAAAGCACUGAUUCCUGCUCAGUUCAGUGUGUCUUCGACGUAAACAAAUGCAAACCCCUGUCCACUACAAAUUCUGCAAUUGACAUAGAGUUGAAAAGACUAAACACAAAAAUACAAGAUUUAAUCAUCUUUUCUUACAGACUUUGUACGGUGUCCUGAUGUAGAGGACGGGGAAUGACUUGGAAUUGUCCAUCGCUGACUUGAAACCUUUCACAAUGUUGUAUUUCACAUUAUUUUUCCUAAGCGCUGUCUCUGUUAUUGAUUAUAGGGCUGGAUGCCUUGCAAAUCAACAAUGUGAUUGAUUACAUUUGGCCUUCAUCCACCCCUUUAGUGUUUUCCUUUAUGUGGGUAUUUUAGCCCUCCUGAACCCCAUAGCAUUUCUACCAUUGAAUGCAUUAGAUGUAGUGUGGGAAUAUGACCACAAGAGGAUGCUAUAUGCAUUGUGAAAACAGUACACACACACACACACACACACACACACACACACACACACACACACACACACACACACACACACACACACACACACACACACACACACACACACACACACACACACACACACACACACACACACACACACACACACACACUGGAAAGAUGUUCAGUGUUAAAUUAUGCUAUUUCACUAUCUUUUCUUAUGUGUUUGUUUUUGGUUGUUAUUGCAUUUGCAAUGACUACCUUUAAUGCGAUGGGAUUCUAAAUAUAUGCAGCCGUUACAUUGUUUUCUUUUAUUAUUUUCAUGCAAAUAUUGGCUCCAGUACACCAGUAUAAGUCGGUAACUGAGGGAAACAUUGAGAGCAAAAUGAUUCUAUUUCCCUGUAGCAAAACUCAAGAUAUUUUUUUCCAUUUUAUAGUCUUUGUUUAUAACAGAAAAUAUUAUACAGAUGGUUUGAUAACUGCCCAUUGCAUUGUACAUACCAUGUUUUUCAAAGCAUUGUAGAUCGGUAAUCAUGAGGAUACGCCAUUGAUUUAAUGUAUUACCAUUAGAGGGCUGUAUAAAAAAAGUCCACAGUGAUAUUCUAGAUGGUCUGAAAUAUUCCCUCUGUGAUGAUAAUAAUGUCUUGGUCAUUCUGUCCUUUUCUCACUGUUUUGUACAGAGUCCAGUGGAGAUGCCAUUUCUUUUUUUAUCCCCUCAGACUAAACAGGGACAAGCGAGAGUUUUGCAUGCAAUCCACUCUUCUUUCCUUUCUUUUAUUGCAACUUCAAUGAAGUUAAUAAUCAACUGACCGUAAGACAAGUAUAGCAUUUGACCAGAGUUGCCUGUUUGAGACUUAAACAGAAUGACCCAUCAUCGAACAAACUUUGGCUACAUUUUUUUGCAACUUAGUAAUACUAAAUGCUACUCAAAACAAUUGUUAAUCUGUGCACUGUGUGAAAUGGCAGUAUGUUGUACUGAAUGAUGUUCUGGACUAAGCUCUAGAUACACAAUGUGUUGUUUUCGAGAACUGCUUUUUUUUUCUUUAAAGGCUUUGACACACCAACCCGACGACCGACCUUCGGCAGAAAAGGCAGUCGGACUGAUCAGUCUCCCCGAGUUGGUCAAAAAAGUGCCUCAGAACACACUGAAGCGACGCCGACUUGAGCGUACGUUCUGCGCGAGAUGUAAUACGUCUCCAUAACAGCAGGCGGCGCUAAUCUGUCACAACACGUUGGACAAACACGUCCCGUGGGUCUGGCUUCUCCCGAAUUUCAAAACAGACCAUAAUGGCCGGCUCGUUCGGAAUACGAUCUCGUAUUUUACAAAACUAGUUCACCGAAAAUGUGUUUCUGAAAACAUUUGAAGCGAG
Molecule: messenger RNA, 2673 nt
Organism: Perca fluviatilis (European perch)
Lineage: Eukaryota; Metazoa; Chordata; Actinopteri; Perciformes; Percidae
Gene: rab15
Product: RAB15, member RAS oncogene family
Exons: 7
Coding region: 84-587 (167 amino acids)
Biological process (GO): Rab protein signal transduction
Molecular function (GO): GTP binding; GTPase activity
Source: RefSeq, a predicted model, not a curated record